This is a messenger RNA of Fusarium oxysporum Fo47, 1154 nucleotides long. Its product is annotated as Alpha/Beta hydrolase protein. Lineage: Eukaryota; Fungi; Ascomycota; Sordariomycetes; Hypocreales; Nectriaceae. The record is from RefSeq and is a predicted model, not a curated record. The transcript is spliced from 2 exons. The coding region runs from base 87 to 1076 and encodes 329 amino acids. Gene Ontology annotation, molecular function: hydrolase activity, acting on ester bonds.
AUCAGAUCUUUUUCUCUGUUUAUCAGAUCUUGAGUUCCAGUCCAGUCACUGACUCGUCUUACCUUAGUCUGCUGUCGCUGCAUGUCAUGCUGCGUUGUCUCACGCGCGCCCGCCCACUAUUGUCGCUAUUAACACCAAGAAGUCUUAUUCACAUUCACAACAAAACAAUGACUACCGAUCAUAGCCAUGGACACGCUCGUGUCCCUAAUACCCUUGAGUGGCUUGCCAAGACAAAGAGAGGAGAUUACCUUGUGCAAGUAGCAUGGCCUUUGUGCUGGGGUGAAGAUCGCGUUGCCUCUGAGAAUGAAGUGGUCAAUCUGGUCUACCUUGUUGAUGGCAAUGCCUAUUUCUUCACAGCUGUUGAUGUUUCCCGUCGUUUGGAAUACUUGAAUAGCACAAGAACUGUCGUGGUGGGUAUUGGAUACCCGCCCAGCAAAUAUGUCUACGACUUCCGUCGUGGGCCGGAUCUUACACCACCUGCCGAUGAGUACGACAUGCCGCUCGACAGGUAUGGCAAGCCUCGCACAGACAUCUCAUUUGGUGAAGCCAAUGAAUUUCUCGACUGGAUCAAAGCCGAUGUUAUGCCUUACGUUGAAGACACGCUCUUCCCCAAGGCCAAUCUUCAUACCGGUCGCAAAGCCCUGUUUGGCCACUCAUACGGUGGCAUCUUCACUCUCAACACCAUGUUCACGCAACCAGAACUGUUUAACACUUACAUCGCUGCUAGUCCAGUUAUUUGGUGGAACAAGGACUUUUUGAUCCGCGAGCGUGAGACUGCUUUUCUUGCACGCGACAAGCCCGUCGACCCUCCAUUUUCGCUGGCUCUUACAUGGGGUACCGGCAAGUCAGAGUUGGUAAGGGACCCUGACGAUGACGAUGAAAAGUGGUACAAGAGACAGAACUGUGCGGAAGACGAUAAGAUGAAGCCAAGCGCAACAGCUUUGGUGUCGCGACUGAAGGAUUGUCCGAGUGUCAAGAAGAUCUGGACCCGUGAGUUUGAUGGCGAGGAUCACGGAAGUGUUGCGGUGACGGGUCUUCAGCAGGGACUCAUGCAGUUCAUUCUGGGCAAAAUUUAAAUAUAAUUGAAGAUAGAAUUGAUAGACUUGAAUUAGAGUUGGCGCAUGCAAGUGCGCAAAUCGUACAAACUCUUCAUA